Messenger RNA from Syngnathus typhle (broad-nosed pipefish), 2569 nucleotides. It is a transcript of the gene gdpd3a, whose product is annotated as glycerophosphodiester phosphodiesterase domain containing 3a. NCBI's taxonomy places the organism in Eukaryota, Metazoa, Chordata, Actinopteri, Syngnathiformes, Syngnathidae. The coding region runs from base 627 to 1574 and encodes 315 amino acids. The record is from RefSeq and is a predicted model, not a curated record. Gene Ontology annotation, molecular function: phosphoric diester hydrolase activity; phosphatidylcholine lysophospholipase A1 activity. Gene Ontology annotation, biological process: glycerophospholipid catabolic process. The transcript has 10 exons. Gene Ontology annotation, cellular component: endoplasmic reticulum membrane.
GGAAAAUACUUAUUUUGCAUUUUACUUCUUGGUUUGCUCUAUGCUUGUAAAAAACAGGCUUGAUUCGCUUCAUAGUGGCUUAAAUAUGUCACACUAUUGUUCGUCACAUUCCAGUUUUCUAGUUGAUAGUCUCAUUAACAUUCCUGUACUGCACUCUGAGACUGAGACAUUUGCACACUGUUAAUCAAAAUGCAUUCAAGUUCAUUAACCUGCCACUUGUUUUUUUAGUAUCUGUUAUAAUGCACAUCCUGUUAAUCGCGGAGAGCAAACAAUUUUCAAAUAGUCAACCUCCAGUGUGUUUCAUACAAAUAGCUGCCCAGUGCUGUCUCAGGGAGAGGCCGGCCGUGAAGGUAAAGGUGAGCUGUGGGUCAGCUGUGGUGCUUCAUUAACUCAUUUUUACAGCUCUGCUGCUUCCAGAUCUCUUUCCAGCAAGACAAGGAAAGCUUGUGCGCCGACAUUGUCGAACAUUCGAAUACCUGUCUGUCGAGAUUUUCUUUUAGGUGGCUAAAGACAAUAGGUCGUCUCCUACGGAGAUAGAUAUCGCUCUGUUAAAACUCGCAUUUUUUCCAGCAACUUAGCACUUUGUUCAAUCCGACGAGAGAGCUUGCGGAGAUUUUUAAAAGGAGAUGAGCUGUUUUUGGUGUGUCGUUCUCCCGGCGUUGGGUGGGUACACCCUUACCUCGCUCUACCUGCUGAAGAACCCUCAAAUUCUUCAUAAGAGAAAAUGCACAAGCUUCUAUUGUACACACAUUUCCCACAGAGGAGGAUGCGGUGAGCGGAUAGAAAGCACCAUGGAGGCCUUCAGUCACGCAGUGGCUCAAGGAACGCAGAUGUUGGAACUAGAUUGUCACUUGACGCGGGACGGAUAUGUGGUUGUGUCACAUGAUGAGAAUCUUUUGAGGCAGACGGGUCAUGAUGUCAGCAUGUCUUCAGUCAACAUUCAGGAUUUACCCUUGUACAAGGAAAAGCUCGAGUUGACAUUUUAUCGAGGUCACUACAGCAGUGGUUCCGACAGGGAAUUUACUUUGCUGGAGGAUGUGUUUACAAAGUUCCCAGAGAUGCCAAUCAGCAUUGAGAUUAAAGAGGACAACAGCCAGUUGAUAGAAAAGGUAUCUGAGCUGGUCAAACGCUAUCAUAGAGAAAAGAUCACCGUCUGGGCAUCUGUGAAUUCAAGAAUUUUGAGCAAAUGCCGCAAAACGAAUGGAGCCAUGCCGUAUAGCUUUUCUUUAUAUCGAGGUGUGCUCCUGCUGUUUCUCUUCUAUACUGGCCUACUGCCCUUUGUUCCACUGGGAGAGAGUUUACUCCAGUUCUACUUGCCACGCAUAUUCAACAGAACGUUUAUUCCUGAGAAAAACAUUUUGAGGAGCAGAUUGAUCGUCACUUUAUUAGAAAAAGUUACUAUGAGGAAGAGUCUCUUUAAACAUCUUGCAGCCCGUGGAAUUCAGGUGCAUUUGUUUGUGUGCAACACAGAUGAAGACAUAAGAGCGGCAUUCGAAGUGGGGGCAACAGGGGUGAUGAGUGACUAUCCCUCCCGUCUGUCGGGCUACCUCCUCAGAAACACUCAGAGUAAUUGAUGUCUCCACAUUUGAACACAGUAACUCAUAAAUGGCAGCUUUUUGGUGUGCGAAGAUUGAAAUAGACCAAAAGCAAGAAACUCAUGUUAAGUGUCAGAUCAGUCGGACAAAUCUUUCAGGAUUACACAUUUAGAGUAUGUCUGAUUCAUUUCCAUGGUCUCCACCAAUCAUCCUGACACAGCUCAGUAUUACAUUAAUUUUCCCGAGUAUCAUGACCUCACAGCUCAUUCCUUACGAUAAAGACUGUGAUUACUUUGUCAUUAGAAUGCACUGAAUGCACGAUUACCAAUUGUAUGUUUUGAUGUGAUAACAUAACAAGAAUGAACAAAGAAGCGAAUAUAGAAAGAAAACAGGGUGUUCACUUUGUCAAGGCAUGGUCAAAGUCUGACCACAUUAUUGUGGUACUAAUCAAACAGUCUAGAGAGAGAGAGAGAGAGAGGGAGAACAAAGGCUGUAUUUUUCUGACCCGAUUAGCUAUGCUUUGCAUUGGGACAAGUGGGUAAUGGAAUAUGAAUGGGUCAUUGACGUCAACACUUUCAAGGAGAAAAGGUACUCACUCAUCCAGCAAGCAAAUUCAGCUUUCUUGUGGACAAAGAUUUUAAAAUAUAGAAUGGUGCUUUAUACAUUGCCAAGAAAUAUACAUGUGUAUUGGUUUGUAGGUUCUGAUCAAGAGCCAAAUAAUUUUAGAAAAUGUGGCGUGAAAUGUAAACUGCAAUGAGUCGCUUAUGUAAUGUGGCAAAUAACAACAAAUCACAUUUGUUGAGCAGGUUUCACCUCACGAGUAAGUUCUAAAAAUAACCCACUCAGUUAUGGAACAUUGGGAUUUCUUUGUAAUGUUGUAAAAUUGAUCAUUUAAAAAUAUAAAUACUUGGGAGAGAUUUGUAGAAAUGAAGUGUAGCAUAUUGAAAUGACUACCUUGAUAAAUCAUUAAGAUUGGUGUAUUCACAAACAUGGAUAUUAUUAAUAAUAGCAUAAUUAAAUGUAAUUUGACCAUA